Hemiscyllium ocellatum (epaulette shark) is the source of this 4121-nucleotide messenger RNA. Its product is annotated as tetraspanin-18-like. NCBI's taxonomy places the organism in Eukaryota, Metazoa, Chordata, Chondrichthyes, Orectolobiformes, Hemiscylliidae. The record is from RefSeq and is a predicted model, not a curated record. The coding region runs from base 503 to 1225 and encodes 240 amino acids. Gene Ontology annotation, cellular component: membrane. The transcript has 11 exons.
CAAACAAAUCUAUUUUAUGGCACUGCUGAUUUCCCAGAUGCUGUUGGAGCCAGUUAUGGCACAGAUGAACUCAGGCACUGGUGGAACAUACAGGCAAACGGUGAGGUGCCAAGAGAAAUCUGACGUACAACGGAGGCCUGAGUUUAACAGAACUAACUGUGCAGAUUUAUUGAACUAAAUUAAAAUAUUCAAAAUACCUUGGCGUGAACCUAUAACCUCUGAAUUAUUAGCCCAGACCUCUGCAUUACAAGUUCUGGAAGAAUGCCUUGCGGUGGGCUUGGUCACUGAGUACAGCAGCACUGAGGGAAAGGGCUGCCCGCUUCCCACCCUUGAUGUUGCUCCAUGUCGUGUUCUAUUACAAUGUGACGGAUGGUUAACAUUCUGUGUGUAGCUAAGUGUUAUGCUUGCUAAGUGUUCAAAACUGUGUGAAAACAUUAAGCUUCCAGCACCAAAGACACGUACUGGCAACAAAAAAGACUGAAAGCUGCUUAAAACAAUUGAAAUGACUGGAUUUCAAACGGAAAAAUCACGGACCUGUAUAAAGUAUCUCAUGUUCCUGUCCAAUACUUUAAUUUUUACAGGAGGGAUAUGUCUGCUGGGAGUUGGCAUCUGGGUUACAACAAACCCCAAUGGCUUCAAGAACAUUGUGACUGCAAACCCAUUCAUCUAUACUGGGGCUUACAUCAUCCUGUCAGUCGGGGUAAUUCUCUUCUUCCUAGGGUGCUUAGGUUGCUGGGGAGCCAUCCGAGAGAGCAAACAACUGCUUAUGAUUUUUUUGCUAUUGAUUCUGAUCAUUUUCAUCUUGGAGUUAGUUGCAGCUGUCCUUGCAUUAGUCUUCAGAAAACAGAUACGAAAGGAUUAUUUCUUAAAGGAAUUGCAGAUGAAAUACAAAGGAGACAAUUCCACAGAUGCAUUUUCAAAAACCUGGAAUGCCAUUAUGAUGGACUUUUCCUGCUGUGGUGUAAAUGGGCCUCAAGAUUUCGGACAGAAUUCCUCUUUUCACGAACUCUUCCCCAAUAUGCUGCUACCUGAAGCAUGUUGUAAGAAGAACAAUACAGUCCUUGUCUUCCUCGACAAGAAUAGAUGUUUUCAGGGAGAUGCUGGCUACAUAAACAGUAAGGGAUGUUUCUCAAUGAUUGCAGAGAAUUUUCGGAAUUAUGUUCAUCUGGUUGGAGCAUUCAGUAUAAUAGUGCUUUUAAUUGAGAUCUGUGUGGGAAAUGUUUAAUAAGGGGGCAGAAACAAGAGGCUUUAAAUUCAAGCUUGGCGCUAUGGCUUUUACUAUUUUUGUGUACCAGGCCUAUAACUAAUAAUGACCAUUGUCAGGCAGAAGACACAUACUAAUCAUGACUGAACAAACAAAGAGGAGAAAGCAGACAACAAGAAACACGUACUGGACAAUGACUGUGUGGAUGUGCAGAGCCAGCUGUGAUUUAGCAAGAAUGCAUUUAAAUGACAUGUGAAAUUGUUUGAAAAGGAAUGAAGCAAACCUUAAUAAUGAAAAUAAUGAAAAAGGACAGUCCAGCCAUUUUAUAUUGUCCACACAAUUAUUAUAAUUGUAAUUAUUAUAAUUAUAUUCUGUUUUGUCCUGUUAAGAAUGUGCUACUUAACCUUUUAACAGUGUUACUGCCCAUUUUGAAAUGGUUGUGUAAUGAGGUACAAAUGUAAUGUCGAGCUAAUUAUAUUACAGUGUAAUAGAUACGUAUUGUGAUAUGAAUAUUCAUAUUUCUUCUAUUUGUGAUAUCUCAAUUGUAUUUUUGACUUUAGAGAUGAAAGUUUGCAGCUUUCCUUUUAAUUUAUUAUACCCCUGUAGUUUGCAAUUUAAACCUCCCCUCAAUCCCUCUUCCCACCUUUGUGCUUUUGAAACAGGCAUUAUAUGGGUCACCUGAUUCAUUUCUGUUUUCAUGCAACUCCCAAAACCCACACCCCAAAUCCCACUCCCCACCAUUGUGCCAAUCCAUGCCAGCCCUCCUCCACCUGUCAAUGAAAAUUCACUUUGUUAACCUCCCCAUACCAAUGUGUUCGUUAGGGUAGAAGGUUGUUAUGUAAUGCUUGAUUUACGACAGCAGAUAACAUUAAUAUUAUUAAUACAGCAGUAACAAGCAACAACAACCCCAGUGUAUAUUUCCUGUUGUCAUUGUGGAAGCUGUGUUGUUUUCCAUGAACACUUUCUUAAUAGAGGGAGCUGUUCUAUUAUUGAGUCAUGCACUGGUCAUAUGUCACUUCCUUAGUUUGUGGAAGCUAGCUUUUCUGCCAUGUGUAUGUAAGGUGGCAUGGUGGUCAGUGGUUAUUACUGCCGCCACACAGCACCAGGGGCCCAGGUUCGAUUCCACCUCAGGUGACGAUCUGUGUGGAAUUUGCAGAUUCUGUCUGUGUCUGUAGGGGUUUCCUCCAGAUGCUCCAGUUUCCUCCCACAGUCCAAAGAUGUACAGGUUAGGUGGAUUGGCCAUGUUAAUUGCCACUAGUGUCCAGGGAUAUGGAGGCUAGGUGGGUUAGCCAUGGGAAAUGCCUGGUUAUAAGGAUGGGGUGGCUCUGGGUAGGAUGCUCUUAUGGAGGGUUGCUGUGGACUCAAUGGGCUGAAUGGCCUGCUUCCACACUGUAGAGAUGCUAUAAAAGGCAACAGUGAGGGAAUCACUUUUAUUAUAAGUGUUGAUAUUAUUUAUUGUGCUAUGCAAAUGGGAUCCUGUUCCCAAAGCUGGAGAGUCCUUCACAUACUGAACACUUUUUAAAAUAUCUAAUAAAAGAACUGGGCCAGAAUGAGUAAAUUCCACCGCUCACGGUGUGUAAUAGCAUUAAGAGUGGAUGUGUGAAACUUAUUAUUAUUUCCAGUGAAAUCAUCAAUAAUGUCUUUUGAAUAAUUAUCACAACUUUUUUUAAUGAUCUGUGCACCAGAGCUGGAACACUUGAGUAUCUGAUAACAGAGUCAUCAAAUGGACUUUUAUCAACUUAGAACACACCAGAUGAUGGUACAAUGCUUCUCUUUUCUUACAGCAACUUGCCUAUAAUUCGGUUAACUUAUGAUAUCUUACUUCUGACCUAUUGCCAUUUUUAAAAAACAGACAUUUCUCCAGUCCAUUCAAACUAUUGGAGAUUCUGAAUGUAUGGGCCAAUAGCACAUACAAUACAAACCCCAACUUUAUAAGCACACAUACUGUUAGGGCCUGCAGCUUGGGCUAUUAUAGAACUUCUCCUACACUCAAUUCCAUAUAUUACAUUUUACAUCAUCUCUAUCUAACAGCACUGGGUCAUCAUCUAGAGUGGUGGAAAUCAAUUCAAAGUAACCAUUGUUAAAUUCAACCAUAUACUGAAACCCAACCCUAUCUUGAAACUCAACCCAUAAGUGUCCUGCAGUGACCCUAUAUCUUGCUAUCAGUUAUCCAUGAACUUCAUUUCCACUAAUAGCAAGUGAGCGAUCUAUUACUAAUGUCCAUGGAUCAGAAAUUCAGACUAAUAUUCUGGAGAUGUGAGUCAAAUCCCACCAUUGCAGCUGAUGGAAUUUAAAAUCAGUUAAUAAAAUCUUAAAUCUAAAGCAAGUCUCAGUAAUGGUGACCAUGAAACUAUCAUUGAUUGUCAGACAAAAAAACAUUAGUUUACUGAUAUUCUUUAGGGAAGGAAAUCUGCCAAACCUACAAUGUUUGGUCUACAGAUAUCUCCAGAUCCACGACAAAGUAGUUGGCUCUUCACUUAAAUGACCAGCAAGUUACUCCGUUCAACAGGCUUUAGGAAUGGGAGACAAAUGUUGGACCGGUCAAUGGUACUCAAACAAUAAAAAAUAACAACAAAUUUUGAUGCCCUCAACUGAAUGGUGUGCCCUAGAAACACAUGAAAAGACUAUCAUAAGCCAUUGUCCUGUCCUUGGACAAAAGAUACAUGAUGAUAUUGAUGAUGAUGAUGAUAACAAAAUUAAUUCGGUUUUAUUACUGGUUUGAAGUUAUUUAUGGGCCCGUUUUUACCAAGUCUUCAAAAAGCGAAAAAGAAAGAAGGCUUUACAUGAGAAAAAUACUGUAAUCAUAAUUUCAUACUGCAAUUGCAAACUAUUAUAUUUUAUUAUAUAAGUGCUAACUAAAUUCACUGUCAGUUGUUUAAAAAAAUUACUGCUCCCAUUCACUUGAUUUUGCUAUUCA